Molecule: messenger RNA, 655 nt
Organism: Myotis brandtii (Brandt's bat)
Lineage: Eukaryota; Metazoa; Chordata; Mammalia; Chiroptera; Vespertilionidae
Gene: TMEM97
Product: transmembrane protein 97
Exons: 2
Cellular component (GO): endoplasmic reticulum
Source: RefSeq, a predicted model, not a curated record
CCCCUAGGCUGUAUCAGUCAGCUGGUUGAGCCAUCUGCUGCCAGGGGGGUUGGAGCUGCUGCGCCUACCCCGCCAGGUGGUUGUAUUCAUUGUGAUCUUGAUCUUUUGCAGUUGAGGAACCUGCUGACAUGGUACGCUAAGGAAUUCAAAGACCCUCUGCUGCAGGACCCCCCAGUGUGGUUUAAAUCCUUCCUGUUUUGCGAGCUUGUGUUUCAGCUGCCUUUCUUUCCCAUUGCAACAUACGCCUUCUUCAAAGGAGGCUGCAAGUGGAUUCGCACCGCCGCCAUCGUCUACUCAGCCCACACCAUGACAACCCUGAUUCCAAUUCUCUGCACGUUUCUGUUGGAGGAUUUCUCUAAAGCCAGUGGUUUCAAAGGACAAGGGCCUAAGACUUUACGUGAACGCUUAACCCUCGUAUCUGUCUAUGCCCCUUACUUUCUCAUCCCUCUUAUGCUUCUGCUUUUCAUGUUGCGGAGCCCCUACUACAAAUAUGAGGAGAAAAGAAAGAAAAAAUGAGAACUACACAAGGAAAACUGCUCAGAACCCAUGUCUUCAGUAGCAUUUGAAACACCAGCAGCAGGAGCCAUAAACUGUCACCUUCCAUGGGCACUGGCACAGACCCAUCACCUGAGGACGGGCCACAUUCACCAUGUGC